GGCCGGUCGCCUGUUUGUUUUCUCCCCAUUCCCCGUCACUCCUCGCCGGUGAGAAGAGCUCCGCUCCUUCGUCCGUCUCGACUCCGUCGCCCUCCCUCCUUGCCGACGACGAGUUGGGCGGCCUCGGCUCCAUCGUCCACCGCUCCCUUCUGAAACACAUCGUUUCGGUCCGCAUCCUCAGAAAAUACUUUUUUCUGAAUACUAGAAUAUUUUGGGAAAAUGGACCCUGAAGAUCUCAGCGAAUCUGAGGAAGAAGAAGAUGAUGAGAUGAUGCUAUUUGUUUUCCCAGCUUUAUAUCUAGCUUCCACUCGUUGUGAAACACAAAGUACAUCAAAGCUUGGUGGUGUAGAAUGGAUAUGUGAAGUUCUUGAAGAUGACCGAGGUCAAGGCUAUGAAAAACUUCGAAUUGAGCCUCAUAUUCUCCGUGAAUUUGCAGAUUAUGUUAGAUCAAAAUCUCUUUUGCGGAAUACACGAGGUGUUUCUGUAGAAGAGCAAAUUGGCAUGUUUGUGUACAUGCUCUCACGAAAUGCCAAUUUUGAGAAAUUGAGUGAAAGAUUUGAGCGCAGCCGAGAGACUGUACAUAGACAUAUCAAAGCAUGCUUUGAUACAAUCUUAUCAUUGAAAACUGAAUUUGUGAAGUAUUGUUCUGCUGAACCGCAUUGGAAAAUAUCAUCUGAUUCACAUUAUUGGCCUUACUUUGAGAACUGUAUAGGGGUAAUUGAUGGAAUUCAUGUCCCAAUGACAAUAUCAGAUAGGGAAGCAGCUCCAUAUCGAAAUAGAGAAGAGUCCCUUACUCAAAACGUGAUGCUUGCUUGUGAUUUAGAUUUAAAUUUUGUCCAUGUAUUCUGUGGUCAGGAAGGGUCUGCAUCUGAUGCAGCGGUCUUGUAUUCUGCUAUUGAAUCUGGAUUCCAAGUUCCAAGAGGCAAAUAUUAUUUGGUAGAUGGGGGUUAUCCAAACACACCUUCUUUUCUUGCUCCUUAUAGCGGAGUCGCUUACCAUAGUGAAGAACAGGAGCAGAGAAAUUGCCAACCAAGAAACUUCAAGGAGUUGUUCAAUCUUCGCCACGCACACCUGUAUAACCACAUUAAGCAUGCUGUAGGUCUACUGAAGAUGAGAUUUCCAAUAUUAAAUGUUGCAACCUUUUACAGAGUAGAAACUCAACUGAAAAUUCCAGCAGCAGCAGUGGUGUUGCACAAUAUAAUUCAGAGGCAAGGAGGUGACGUAGAAUGGUCAAGUGAUCAAACAAUUCCAAUUUCAACCCGUAAGAUUGUCUCUUUACCUAGUGGGGAUAAUGCAUAUGGCAACGGUAUUGCGUCAUUUAACAAUCAGUGUGACAUGGGCAAUACUUUAAGGGAUGAUAUUGCACAGAAGAUGUGGGCAGAUUUAGGAAGAAACAGGUAAUUGCACAUAUCUGGGACCAAAUCACAAACAGGAAGAAGAAAAAAAACAAAAUUGUGCAAGCAUUCUGAAAAAAAAGAAGCAAAUUUACCUGGACUUUGUAAGGGGACAGGCUGGCCCGAAAGAAGAAUGAAGGCAACCAAAGAAUCGUCGGUUUCGAGGUGCUUUGAUGUGCUAGAUGAAGUGGAUGACGAGUCAUCAGUUUCGAGGUACUUUGAUUGUUAGAUGUCGUGGAUAAAUUGCCAUACCAGUUGCAUUUUGUGCUUUUGUUUUCGAAUGGAACAGUAUCAAUGGACUAUAUCUUUUCUGUGAAUCAAGACUCUGGUUGAAGUUGGGAAGUGGACAUGCAUGUAUUUAUUUGACAAUUUCAUGCCCUUCGGCUGUCAGUUAAUUUGUAUUUAAGAAACUCUGUUUGAGGACUUCAGGUAUAGGUAUUUGGAACAUUUGUUCGAAGAUGCAUCUUCUGUGGUUCCGGAUGAAGAAUUUGGUGCA
This is a messenger RNA of Brachypodium distachyon (stiff brome), 1890 nucleotides long. RefSeq names its product putative nuclease HARBI1. Lineage: Eukaryota; Viridiplantae; Streptophyta; Magnoliopsida; Poales; Poaceae. The transcript is spliced from 3 exons. Bases 220 to 1401 code for a protein of 393 amino acids. The record is from RefSeq and is a predicted model, not a curated record.